UUUGAAGAUGUCGGGCACAGUAAGCCACAGACAAGAAAAUUCAGCGUUGUUGGUUUUCUCUGCAGUUAGCUUGGGACUAUUAACCAUUCUCAGUGUGUGGAAGUUAAAACAGUUCAAAUAUGGACUUAUAAAUGAAACUGGAUGUGCAAUGUUUUAUGGUAUGGUUCUGGGGUUAACAGUGAGAUGCUUGUCAUUUGGAGGAGUGCAUAUGGGGAAUAUGGAGAGUGUGUGCAGUUGUGGCGCUCUAAACGGCACUCCUCACAUCUUGAUGGUCAAUAUCACAUCACACGGGCACUGUUACAGGCAUGUUGGAAAACAAAACCAAAGAUGCUCACUGCUCUCAACCCCUCAUAUGGGGACCUUUGAUCCUGAGGUCCUUUUCAAUCUGUUCCUGCCACCCAUCAUCUUCCAUGGAGCUUACACCCUUAAUCAGAAACGAUUUUUUGAAAAUAUGGGAUCUGUUCUGACCUUUGCUUUCUUGGGUACCAUAAUCAGCUGUAUGACCAUAGGGGCCUGCAUCUACGGCUUCACCAGACUGAUGGUACUGUCGAAUCAACCGGCAGAUGGAGACUUUCUCCUCACUGAUUGCCUCCUGUUUGGUGCCAUUAUGUCAGCCACUGACCCAGUUUCAGUGCUUGGCCUGUUGUCGGAGCUGCGUGUGGACCUGGAUCUGCAUACCCUGUUGUUUGGUGAGAGCGUCCUGAAUGACGCUGUGGCUAUCGUGCUGACAAAUGCCAUCACCACCUACAGCCAGAUGGGUGCAGGACACACCUUCAACCCCCCUGCCUUUCUCCACACUGUUGGUUAUUUUCUCGGAGUGCUUGCCGGUUCCUUCCUCUUGGGUUUCACAUUCACAGUCAUAACAGCCCUCCUCACCAAGUUCACGCAACUGCAUGAGAGCCCACUGCUGGAAACAUCAGUCUUUUUCCUUCUGUCCUUUAGCAGCUUCCUCUCAGCUGAAGCCUGUGGACUUUCAGGUAUUGUGGCAAUGCUGUUUUGUGGCUUGAGCCAGGCGAGGUACACAAUUCAUAAUUUGUCCUCUGAAGGCAGGACCCGCACCAAGCAGCUCUUUGAAGUCUUCAACUUCCUGGGGGAGAUUUUCAUCUUCAGCUACAUGGGAUAUGUAUUGUUGAUGUUUCCUCACCAUGUCUUCAAAGCCCUCUUCAUUUCUGGGGCAUUUCUCUCCAUCUUUAUUUCAAGAGCAUGCAACAUCUACCCUUUAUCUUUCCUGCUCAACCUGGGCCGUACAAACAAGAUACCUUGCACCUUCCAGCACUUCAUGACGUUUGCAGGUUUGAGGGGGGCUGUGGCGUUGAGCCUGGCUGUAAGAGACACUUCCACAGAGGUGAGGCGCACCAUCCUCACCACCACUCUGCUUCUGGUCACCUUCACCAUCUUGGUGCUGGGUACGGCUGCUGAUCCCAUGCUGCGCUGUCUGGACAUCAGAGUGGGGAUGGAUGCAGAUGAAAAUCCUGAGGAGGACCGUUGUUUUGAGGUUGCUACAGGGAGGCCAGACACAACACCAGGCCUGUGGUACCGUCUGGACUACAAAUAUGUAAAACCGGUGCUAACACAUUAUGGCCCUCCACUGACCAUCUCACUGCCACAGUGGUGUGGAGUAUUUGCCAGACUCUUUGGCAGCCCACAUAUCCAAGAGAAUGAAGAGCAACUGUGUGAGACUGAGCCAGGUGAAUCCACCUUCAGUGGGGAGAAAGCAGAGAACCAGCUUGUAUCAAUAGGAGGCGACUCUGGAUCCGAGCACCAGGAGGACCUAGUGGAGGGAGACCUGGGCCUUGGCACUACUCCAGCUCUCACCAGGGAGGCCUGAAACUCCAGGAGUCACCACUAACCCUCUAAGUUUUAUCAGCACCUGCCUCCCUGAGGCUAAGGCCCUACUUCUUACAGUGAAUGGGGUCACUGUGAAGGGCAUUUGAGAGGAGCCGACCGGGAAUUGGAGUUACAAUGGCUCACAAAAGGUCAUGCACCCCCCUGUGCUUACAUGCAUGCAAAGGCACAAACACAGGGAGUAAAAACAUUUACAAAGGCCAUUGCACUUUCUGUUACUCUGCUGAUGAUUGUCUUGGCUUGUCUUUCUCCAGUUUCAAGGAAUUUAAUAGCUGAAAUAGAAAUGUUAAGCCCAUAUAAUUUAAGUGCCUACUGUCUAAACACAGCCAGCAUGAAGCAGAAUUUGACCUAU
Xiphias gladius (swordfish) is the source of this 2197-nucleotide messenger RNA. Its product is annotated as sodium/hydrogen exchanger 9-like. NCBI's taxonomy places the organism in Eukaryota, Metazoa, Chordata, Actinopteri, Istiophoriformes, Xiphiidae. The coding region runs from base 8 to 1828 and encodes 606 amino acids. Gene Ontology annotation, molecular function: sodium:proton antiporter activity. The record is from RefSeq and is a predicted model, not a curated record. Gene Ontology annotation, biological process: sodium ion transport; regulation of pH; proton transmembrane transport. The transcript has 16 exons. Gene Ontology annotation, cellular component: membrane; recycling endosome.